CAUUCACUGUGCUUUCUCUCUCCCCCUUUCCCAUUUUUCGAUUCAAACUUUUCUUUUCUCUCGAAAACCUCUGCGUUUACAGUUUCUCUCUUUGCUCAACUAAUAGGCGUUUUUCUUUCCCCCUCUUUUUAUUUUUAUUAGAAAGAAAUGCUUACAAACCCAAUUUUCUGAACCCGAAAUCCAGUAUCCCCGACCCGUAAAACACAUUCCUUGUUUUGUACUGUGUUUUUCUUCUUUCUUUUGAAUCGUUUUGCAUUUUUAUCGUGUUCUUCAGGUGAUAUGAGCGGAAGCUUAAUGAUGAGAUAGCAUUAGCAUCGUCUUCUUUUUCGUGGGAGUUCAUUUAUUGAGAUCAAUUAAAGUCUCGUGAACCAGUGAUCGGUUUCUCUGAAGACAAAACCCGCAUUCAUUUCUUCCUCUAAAUAUUCGUAAUCAUAACCUAAGACUCAGAAUCUUCCAUUAAUAAAACAAAAACAAACGUGGAAACUGAUGGAGCUGAUGGGGUUUUUGAUUAGCUAAAGUCAGCUGCUUAUUCCUCUAAGUUAGCUUUGUCUCGACAAUUAUUAACAAAAAUGUUGGAGCAUGAACUGUGUUCUUCUCGGGUUCUGUCGCCGUUCAGGGAAGAAAGCGGCGAUGAAGAGCUUUCGGUUCUUCCGAGACACACAAAAGUUAUUGUCACGGGAAAUAAUAGAACAAAAUCUGUAUUGGUUGGCUUGCAAGGCGUGGUCAAGAAAGCUGUGGGCCUAGGUGGUUGGCACUGGCUGGUUUUGAAGAAUGGGGUUGAAGUUAAGCUUCAGAGGAAUGCAUUGAGUGUGUUGGAACAUCCUACAGGGAAUGAAGUAGAUGAUGAUCCUGAUUUUGAUAACUCGAGCAGUGGAUCGGACAUUGGCGAGAAGGACCGCGAUUUCCCUAGUAACAUUGAGUUCCACAGGCCUGCCAAACCCAGAGUUCGAAAUACAAAACCAUGGCUGCCAUCUGCAUCCAUGAAAUCAACGAAUCGUACAGGUUACAGAGAUGUUCAAUCCAUUAUUCAUGCAACACAAUCGGUAAAUUUGGCAAGACUCGACACUGACUCCUUGCGAAGAUAUUGCAGGCACUUCAAACUUGGAAGCAUCAAUGGUUAUUCACCAAGGGAACAAAUACUUAAUACGGUGCAGCGGCAUUUUGUGUCACAGCCAGCGCUAAAUGAGGUUAAGGUGAUCUCGGAAUUCAUCACCGCUGCUAAGAGACUGAAAACUGACGACGCGCAGAGUGAGCAACUAUGAAUGUUUUCAUCAUUGUAUGUAGGACAUACAUAUUUUAGCGCUCUAACCUUAGAUUAGAAAAAAGACUAAUUCGGCAAGAGUUGUCGAUUGACCGACCGGAUUUCUCCCCGGUUUCUCUAACUUUGUAAUAUAGGGCUUAUGCCCUUUGUUAGUUUCCAGUACAUCUACCAUUCCCAUUAGUUCAUA
Molecule: messenger RNA, 1448 nt
Organism: Gossypium raimondii (Peruvian cotton)
Lineage: Eukaryota; Viridiplantae; Streptophyta; Magnoliopsida; Malvales; Malvaceae
Exons: 8
Coding region: 570-1262 (230 amino acids)
Biological process (GO): regulation of DNA-templated transcription
Cellular component (GO): histone deacetylase complex
Molecular function (GO): protein binding; transcription coregulator activity
Source: RefSeq, a predicted model, not a curated record